GUGUCGAGCGCCGAGCUCCAGGAACUGAGCUGGGUGAGCGGGCCCUUGUGGCCGCGCAGUCUCGCUAGGCGACAUGAGUUUGGCUGGGGGCCGGGCCCCCCGGAAGACCGCUGGGAACAGGCUUUCUGGGCUUCUGGAGGCAGAGGAAGAAGAUGAGUUCUACCAGACGACUUACGGAGGUUUCACUGAGGAAUCUGGAGAUGAUGAGUAUCAAGGGGACCAGUCAGACACAGAGGAUGAGGUGGACUCUGACUUUGAUAUUGAUGAAGGGGAUGAACCAUCCAGUGAUGGAGAAACAGAAGAGCCAAGAAGGAAGCGCCGAGUAGUCACUAAAGCCUAUAAGGAGCCUCUAAAGAGCUUGAGACCUCGAAAGGUUAGCACCCCAGCUGGUAGCUCUCAGAAGGCCCGAGAAGAGAAGGCGCUGUUGCCACUUGAACUACAGGAUGAUGGCUCUGACAGUCGGAAGUCCAUGCGCCAAUCUACAGCUGAACAUACACGACAAACAUUUCUUCGGGUACAGGAAAGACAGGGCCAGUCCCGGCGGCGUAAGGGGCCCCACUGUGAGAGACCACUGACCCAAGAAGAGCUGCUCAGAGAGGCCAAGAUCACAGAAGAGCUCAACUUACGUUCAUUGGAGACAUAUGAGCGACUGGAGGCUGACAAAAAGAAACAGGUUCACAAGAAACGGAAGUGCCCUGGGCCUAUAAUCACCUAUCAUUCGAUGACGGUGCCACUUAUCGGGGAGCUGGGCCCCAAGGAGGAGAAUGUGGAUGUCGAAGGACUUGAUCCUGCUCCCGCAGCCUCCUCAUUGGCUCCCCAUGCUGGGACUGGACCUGUCAUCCCACCUGCUCGCUGCUCGCGUACCUUCAUCACAUUCAGUGAUGAUGCGACAUUUGAGGAAUGGUUCCCCCAAGGUCGGCCCCCAAAGAUCCCUGUUCGGGAGGUCUGCCCAGUGACCCAUCGUCCAGCUCUGUACCGGGAUCCUGUUACAGACAUCCCCUAUGCCACUGCUCGAGCCUUCAAGAUCAUCCGUGAGGCCUACAAGAAGUACAUCACUGCCCAUGGACUGCCUCCUACUGCCUCAGCCCUGGGCCCUGGCCCCCCACCUCCUGAGCCCCUCCCUGGCUCUGGGCCCCGAGCCUUGCGCCAGAAAAUUGUCAUCAAAUGAAGAAAUGUCUAGUCCUUAGCAAACUCUUUCCUGCCUGAAAAUGGGGCUCUUGAUCUUCCCUCUCUCUCUACUUCUGCCCUUAAUAUCUCUGAUUGCCCAUUCCUCUAUAUGUCUUUCCCCAUCUUUCCCCCAGUUCCUUGUUCAUUUUGUUGUGGUUUUUUAAUAUAAUAAAAUGGAAAGAUCCUU
This is a messenger RNA of Marmota monax (woodchuck), 1354 nucleotides long. RefSeq names its product vacuolar protein sorting 72 homolog (gene Vps72). NCBI's taxonomy places the organism in Eukaryota, Metazoa, Chordata, Mammalia, Rodentia, Sciuridae. Gene Ontology annotation, biological process: regulation of DNA-templated transcription; chromatin remodeling. The record is from RefSeq and is a predicted model, not a curated record. The transcript is spliced from 6 exons. Bases 74 to 1168 code for a protein of 364 amino acids. Gene Ontology annotation, molecular function: ATP-dependent H2AZ histone chaperone activity. Gene Ontology annotation, cellular component: nucleus.